This is a messenger RNA of Lethenteron reissneri (Far Eastern brook lamprey), 4770 nucleotides long. RefSeq names its product ABC transporter B family member 1-like. NCBI's taxonomy places the organism in Eukaryota, Metazoa, Chordata, Hyperoartia, Petromyzontiformes, Petromyzontidae. Gene Ontology annotation, biological process: oligopeptide export from mitochondrion. Gene Ontology annotation, molecular function: ATP hydrolysis activity; ATP binding; ABC-type oligopeptide transporter activity. The record is from RefSeq and is a predicted model, not a curated record. Gene Ontology annotation, cellular component: mitochondrial inner membrane.
GGACAGAGAGAGGGACAGGGUCGGGGAGAGACGGGAGAGAGAGAGUCGGGAGAGAAAGGAAGAGAGAGGCAGCAGCAGCAGGAGGAGGAGGAGAGGAAAGAGAGGGACAGGUGGGGAGAGAAAGGGAGAGAGAGUCGGGAGAGAAAGGAAGAGAGAGGCAGCAGCAGCAGGAGGAGGAAGAGAGGAAAGAGAGGGACAGGUGGGGAGAGAAAGGGGGAGAGAGGAGCAAGCAGGCUUGCUCCGGCAGUACAAACACUAACAUUGGAACGAUACAGAGAAGAUUAGCAUGGCCCCUGCGCAAGGACGACACGCAAAUUCGUGAAGUAGAAAAAAAAGGAGAAAAUAAAAAGAGGGAGGGACGGACCCUGCGUUUUUGGGGGAGGCGUGGAGAGAAGGGCGGGCGGGCAGCUGCAGCAGAGGACGGUGCCGGCGCGGGGCCACGUGACGCACCUGCGUUGCAGGUGUAUGGAGGUGUAUGCUGUAUAGCUCCAGGUGUACACAGGUGAAUACGCAGUGCUUACAUUGCAAAGAAGCACAGGUGUUGCAGUGUUGCAUCAUGGUUUAGCCCCACCCAGCGGCGGGAGUGAUGAUUAUGAAACUUCUGAGGGUCUACGACAUGGGUGGCUUCGUGGCGGCGCUGUGACAGUUGAGAGAAGUUCGGUCGGCAGCAUGGCCCAGCAGAAGAUCAUCUACACCCUGCCGACCGUGCGGUUCAUCUCCGUCACCAACCUCUGCUACUUUAUUGAUGGCCUGACCGCAGUUCUGCUGUGGAUCCUGGGAGGUCCCGACCACUACCUGGAGAAUGACAUCCUGCACUGGUCAUUCGUGACGUCCGCUUUCGACAUGGCGGGGCUGUCAGCCAUGAAGACAUGCCUCCUCAUCGGUCUGUUCACGGCGCUCGAGCAUGCGGCGCUGAAGCAGUUGGAUCAGCCCGAUGAUCUGACUUCGGCGCGGCGAAGAAGGAUCCUUCAAGUUGUUUGUGGGUUCCUGUCCUUGAUGUGGCUCUCGUACACGGCGGCUAAGGGAGCAGUCGUUCUAAAAAGUGGCAGCUACAAGCACAUGCCUCUGACAUUCCACAUCAUGCUCAUCAGUUCCUUUGUGUUCAGCUUAUUUGAGUUUGUCCUGAACAUGCUUUGCCACAGAUUCCUGAACAAGCUGCAAUUGCUCAGAAUUAUUCACAAGGUGGAGGACACACAGGAGGAGGAAGAUAAGAAGAAAAAGAACGUCGGUAUCUGCAGGGUUCUGUCUCUGGCCAAAGAGGAGACCGGCAUUGUGGUCCUGGGAAUGAUAGCCCUCCUAGGCUCCACUGCCACUCAAAUGGUUUCCCCACUCUUCUUUGGCAAGGUCAUCGAUGCUGCCAGGACCUCCAUGAACGAGCUGAACGAAGCCAUCCUCAUCCUCUUCGGCAUCUACGUGGGUGGGGCUCUCUGCUCGUUUGUGCGUUCGUACCUCUUCAUAUUCGCCGGCCAGCGGAUGGUGGCACGCCUGCGUACGCGGCUGUUCGAGGCCGUCAUGGCCCAGGAGGUGGCCUUCUUUGAUGAGAACAGAACCGGCGAGAUCACCAACCGCCUCUCCAACGACACCCAAGUGAUACAGAACGCCGUCACAGUGAACAUCUCCAUGCUGGUGCGGUACGCGGUGCAGAUCCUGGGCUCACUCGUCGUGAUGUUUGUGCUGAGCCCCGCGCUCUGCGGGGUCCUCAUCGCAUCCGUGCCCUUCGUUGCCAUCGGAGCCGUGCAGUACGGGAACUUUGUGAAGCGGCUGCGCAAGAACUUUCAAGAUGAGCUGGCGUCGGCAGGCAGCACGGCGGAGGAGGCCGUGUCCAGCGUGCGCACGGUGCGUGCGUUCUGCGGGGAGGGACGCAUGAGUGCGCAAUACGACAGCGAUGUGCAGCGCAGCUUCAACAUCGGACGCAAGAUCGCGUUGGCGGAGGGUGCAUUCAGCGGGCUUGUUGGAACAGUGGCACAGGGGGCGGUCGUGUUGGUGCUGUGGUACGGAGGGAAGCUGGUCUAUGAAAACCUGCACGGGCAAACGGGCAUCUCGGUCGGCACUCUCACCGCGUUCAUGCUCUACACGCUGAACGUGGCCAUGGGCUUCGCGUUGCUCGCGUCGCUCUACGGGGACUUCAUGCAGGCGGUCGGCGCGUCCCAGCGCGUCUUUGAGCUACUCGACCGGCAGCCUCGCAUCCCCAACGCGGGCGGACGAGCACCGCCCAGCGUGCGCAUGGAUGGCAGAGUCUCGUUCAACGACAUUCACUUCUGCUACCCUUCCCGCCCUGACACGCCGGUUCUGCAGGGCGUGUCAUUCUCGGUGGAGCCGGGCACCGUCGUGGCACUCGUGGGGCCAUCGGGAGGCGGAAAGUCCACGAUCGUGGCACUGCUGCAGCGCUUCUACGACCCCAGCACCGGAUCCAUCAUCUUCGGAGGGACAGACUUGCGGGAGCUGGACCCCCAGUGGUUCCGCCAGACCAUGGCCGUCGUGAGCCAGGAGCCCGUGCUCUUCGCGACCACGAUCCACAAGAAUAUCUCCUACGGUCGCGAGGCCACUUUUGAGGAGGUGGUGGAGGCUGCAAAGCAAGCGAAUGCGCACGACUUCAUCUCAUCCUUCGAGGAGGGUUAUGAAACGAUGGUGGGAGAACGCGGAGUGCGACUCUCUGGGGGUCAGAAGCAGAGGAUCGCCAUUGCUCGGGCGCUCAUCAUGAACCCAGUUCUGCUGCUACUCGAUGAGGCGACGAGUGCCCUGGACGCGGAGAGCGAGCACUUGGUGCAGGAGGCGAUCGACCGAGCGAUGCAGGACCGGACGGUGCUCGUCAUCGCCCACCGCCUCUCUACCGUGCGCAGCGCUUCACAGGUGGUCGUGGUGGAACAGGGCCGGAUCGUGGAGCGUGGUACCCACGAUGCGCUGUUGGCGCAUCAGGGCGGUGUGUACCGCCGCCUCGUGCUGCGCCAGCUCAGCGCUGGGCACACCAGCGCGCCCUGUGCGGGCGACGGGGACGUGGGCAGCGAAGUCGAGAACGGAGACAGGGACAAAGGGAAUGGCGCGGAGGUCAAAGUGAAACAGCUGAGUCCCCGUGACUCGGAGCAGACGGAUCCAGGACAGAGCCAGGAGGCUGUUGUUGAUGACGAAACCGACGACGAUCUGAUUGACUUGCAGUCAAAUGGCUGACUCAAGCGCGGUGUGGUCGAAUUUGCUGUGUAGUGAGAGCGAAUGACCUGUAAAUGGGUAAUCUAGAGGUGCGACUGCUUUACAUAUGGAACUUUUUGAUUGUACAAACGAAGGGAAAUUAUUGUACGUUGAAAAACUCCGUUGAACAGGUUCAAACAAGAAUUGUCAUCGUCCAUAGCGCUGUAUUUACACACAAACCCUUCUCUCCUCGGGUAUGAGCGAGUUUACAUCUGUACGAGUUGUCUGUCAUAUUUAUCCACGGAGGAGAUCAAAAUGAGUGUGAUUACUUUUGAUUUCAAUAUUGCACACAGCUAAAGUCCUGGAUGAGAGAUGCCGGUAUUAUUAUGAUGCCACAUGUACAUGGUUGUUCUUCUGUGGUCAGGCAAGAUGAAGUAGUCUACACAGACGCAUUGAAACUGUUACUGGGGGUGCCGCGGUGGUGAGAUGUUAACUGCCUCGCCCGGAAUGCAGAAGGUCGUGGGUUCAAGCCCAACCCUGACAAUUAUUUUUUCUUUGGGUUGUCUGGUUUUUACCUCUACAUUUAGAAACCUGCAUUCAGUAUUUGGCUGCUAUAAAUUUCCACAUAAGCCACUUAAUUGGGAUAUCAUGUGGCCAGGUCUCUUCUGAAAAAGAGCUAUAUAGCCCAGUGGGCAUAUCCUGGUAAAAAAAAAAUGUUAGUUUAGAAAUUUAGGGGGCAAGUAUCGAUGUUGUUUCUUGUCAAGUAGCCAAGUGGCUCUAUGGAGAUGUUAUUGAAGGGGCACAGCAUAUGGCAUUCACCCCGCCCAAAUUAUUUGGGGCUCUCUCACCCUCAACUCAUGGGUCUGAUGCACUGUGCUGCUCAUGAUGCAGUAUGUUACAUGCUGCGUGUGAUUGCGAUAUUCUAGAUGUAUGACAUGUGUGUGCACAGUGCGUGUACAUGCACUCAUGAGUGACACUACACAGCUGCCUUGUGUGACCACAUUCCCUCCUGCGUGGGGCACCUUUGGCCCCGUUCGUCGUGCUCACCUCACCUUGGUCACAGGCGAAUGUGGUUAUAAGCAGUGGCGUAGUGUGGUGGCAACGGGGGGCCCCUUGGCUCCAAAUAUUGAAAUGUCCCAUAUCAUUGUGGCCCAGGUGCCUGCCUGGUAAAUAUGCCAACGUUGAGUCAACGUUGGCAUGUGGUGGACCCGUUGGCCCAAGGUUCCAUGUUUACUGUGUGGGGCGCCUUUGGCCCCCUUGGGGCCCGAGUGCAGUUGCACCGCCUGUGCACUGAAUAGCUCCUGCCGCUGGAUAAGAGCAGCAUUGCAAUAUCAGGAAACCUCACGUUGGUACGGAGCAAGAAUGGUUCCCAAAACGUUUGGGCGGUUUCUGCUUAAUCAGUGUGGCCUCGCCUGGGAAAUAAGUACGUUAUUAUUAUUGAAAGAUAAUCACGGGUGAGUUAACAUCCGACCUCAGUGAAUUAAUUUCUCAGGAAUAAUCCUUAUCAAUGUUUCUUCCUAAUUGUAUAUCAAUGUAUGCAUUCCACUGUAUUUUUGCAUAAAUGUAGUGUGUUUAAGACAGUACAUUGUGUAAUAAAGUGCUGUUCUCAAAAGGAGUGUGAAAGGUCUUGCAUGUUACGUGUAACAA